Emys orbicularis (European pond turtle) is the source of this 1200-nucleotide messenger RNA. RefSeq names its product eukaryotic translation initiation factor 3 subunit G (gene EIF3G). The transcript has 11 exons. The coding region runs from base 90 to 1118 and encodes 342 amino acids. Gene Ontology annotation, molecular function: translation initiation factor activity; RNA binding. Lineage: Eukaryota; Metazoa; Chordata; Testudines; Emydidae. The record is from RefSeq and is a predicted model, not a curated record. Gene Ontology annotation, cellular component: cytoplasm; eukaryotic translation initiation factor 3 complex.
GGACUCGCUGCCCCGCGCGCCCUUCCGCUUCCGGUCUGCGCGAGCCAACGAGGCCGAGUCCUGCUGCGUGAGGCACCACCGUCGCCGCGAUGCCGACGGGGGACUACGACUCGAAGCCCAGCUGGGCCGACCAGGUGGAGGAGGAGGGAGAUGACGACAAAUGCAUCACCAGCGAGCUGCUGAAGGACCUUCCCCUGAAAGACCUUCCCCUGAGCGGGGGGCUGAAGGACACUCCCUCGAGCGGGGGACUGAAGGACACCUCCCUGAGCGGGGACCUGAGCGCAGACGUUGAGCUGCUGAAAGGAGGUCCCCUCCCAUCCCCAAAAGAGCUCAUCAACGGGAACAUCAAAACCAUCACCGAGUACCGGGAGGAGGAGGAUGGGCGCAAGGUGAAGAUCAUCCGCACCUUCCGAAUUGAGACCAGGAAGGCCUCCAAGGCUGUGGCACGGCGGAAGAACUGGAAGAAAUUCGGCAACUCUGAGUUUGAUGCUCCGGGCCCCAAUGUGGCCACGACCACGGUGAGCGAUGACGUCUUCAUGACCUUCAUCACCAGCAAGGAGGACCUGAACUGCCAGGAGGAGGAGGACCCCAUGAACAAGCUGAAGGGGCAGAAGAUCGUGUCGUGCCGGAUCUGCAAGGGCGACCACUGGACGACGCGCUGCCCCUACAAGGACACGCUGGGCCCCAUGCAGAAGGAACUGGCUGAGCAGCUGGGCCUGUCCACGGGCGAGAAGGAGAAGCUUCCAGGAGAACCGGAGCCGGUCCAGGCCCAGCAGAGCAAGACGGGGAAGUACGUCCCGCCCAGCCUGCGUGACGGAGCCAGCCGCCGCGGGGAGUCCAUGCAGCCCAACCGCCGGGCCGAUGACAACGCCACCAUCCGGGUCACCAACCUGUCGGAGGACACGCGGGAGACCGACCUGCAGGAGCUGUUCCGCCCCUUCGGCUCCAUCUCCAGGAUCUACCUGGCCAAGGACAAGACCACGGGGCAGUCCAAGGGCUUCGCCUUCAUCAGCUUCCACCGGCGCGAGGAUGCUGCCCGCGCCAUCGCCGGUGUCUCCGGCUUUGGCUAUGACCACCUCAUCCUCAACGUGGAAUGGGCCAAACCCUCCACCAACUGAGGCCGGCGCCCUGCCUGCUGCUGCGCCAGGAACGGCUGAUGCUGUUGGGAGACUUGGUUGUUAAUAAAGGUUCAUCCCAGCC